GUCGUGUCGAUACUCCGUGAGGCAGGGCAACGCUCAAGCCGACUCCUCGCCCUCAACCAUGGCAAUCACUAAGAAGGUGGGCAAGAAGGCAGCGGCCAAGAAAGGUGGCGGCGGGCCGGCCAAGGUAGCGAAGGCAGACUGGAAAGAAGGAUUCAAGAAGAAACAAGUUGGCGUUACUGACAUGACACUUCUCACAACUAUCAGCAACGAAAGCAUCAACGAGAAUCUCCAGAAACGCUGGACGAACGGGGAGAUCUAUACCUACAUUGGUAGCGUGCUCAUUUCAGUAAACCCCUUCCGAGAUCUUGGAAUAUAUACCGAUGAGGUUCUUCACCGCUACAAGGGCAAGAACCGUCUUGAAGUACCUCCACAUGUCUUCGGCAUCGCCGAGUCCGCAUACUAUAACAUGAAUGCGUAUCACGAGAAUCAGUGUGUCAUCAUCUCCGGGGAGUCGGGUGCUGGCAAGACAGAGGCUGCGAAACGCAUUAUGCAGUACAUCGCCGCAGUUUCAGGUGGCCAAGACAGCAGUAUCCAGGAAAUAAAGGACAUGGUGCUCGCAACAAACCCACUUCUGGAAAGUUUCGGCUGUGCAAAGACACUACGCAAUAACAACUCUAGCCGACACGGUAAAUACUUGGAAAUCAUGUUUAAUGACCACGGGGAGCCUAUUGGCGCACAAAUAACCAAUUAUCUACUCGAGAAGGGGCGUGUCGUGGGGCAAGUGGAAAACGAAAGAAACUUCCACAUUUUCUAUCAGUUUACAAAGGCAGCGUCGGAUGAGCAGAGAGAGCAGUUCGGACUUCAGGGGCCAGAAUCUUACGCUUACACGAGCCUCAGCAACUGCUUGGAUGUUCAAGGCAUUGAUGACACAGCCGACUACUCUGAGACGAUUAAUGCUAUGAACGUCAUUGGUCUCACUGCCGAUGAGCAGAAUGAGAUUUUCAAGAUGCUAGCUAUCAUCCUGUGGUUAGGAAACGUGCAGUACGAAGAAGCUGAUGACGGCAAUUCACGUGUCGCUGAUACUGGAGUUACCGACUUUAUCGCCUACCUCAUGGACGUCGAUGGUGCUCAGGUGCAGAAGGUGAUGACUAGCAGGGUGAUGGAGACUCAACGUGGUGGCAGACGUGGUUCGGUCUAUGACGUUCCUCUUAACCCUGCCCAAGCCACUUCUGGGCGAGAUGCGCUGGCCAAAGCUAUCUAUAACAAUCUGUUUGAAUGGAUUGUUUCACGUAUCAACGUCUCUAUGAAGCCGAGAAGCGCGACCGCUCAAGUCAUUGGCAUUUUGGAUAUUUUCGGCUUCGAGAUUUUCGAGGACAACUCCUUCGAGCAAUUGUGCAUCAACUACGUCAACGAGAAACUCCAACAGAUUUUCAUCGAACUUACUCUGAAGACGGAGCAGGAGGAGUACGUCAGGGAGCAGAUCAAGUGGACUCCGAUCAACUAUUUUAACAACAAGAUUGUAUGCGAUUUAAUUGAGGAGAAGAGACCUCCAGGGAUCUUUGCCGCACUCAACGACGCCUGUGCCACUGCGCAUGCUGAUCCCACUGCGGCAGACAACAGCUUCAUUCAGCGCACGUCUAUGCUGUCCUCAAACCCUCACUUUGAGGCUCGGGGCGCUCAAUUCUUGGUUCGCCAUUACGCCGGCGAUGUCAUGUAUAACGUUGCUGGCAUGACAGACAAGAACAAGGAUUCACUCAUCAAGGAUCUCUUGGACCUAAUUGGGAGCAGUGGAAAUCCGUUCCUCCAGUCAUUAUUCCCAGAUCGUCCUGAUCCAUCUAGUAAAAAGAGACCCCCCACUGCCGGGGAUAGGAUCAAGGCGUCUGCUAGUGCCCUUGUCGAAAAUUUGAUGAAAGCGCAACCUUCCUACAUUCGAACUAUCAAGCCCAACCAGAAUCGUAGUGGUACCGAAUACGACUCUAAAGCCAUCCUGCACCAAAUCAAAUAUCUCGGCUUACAAGAGAACAUUCGUGUUCGGCGUGCUGGAUUUGCUUACCGCAACACUUUUGAGAAGAUGAUUGAAAGAUUUUAUCUUCUGUCUCCCGAAACUUCGUAUGCGGGGGAGUACACUUGGCAAGGCAACUCAAAGUCAGGAUGCGAACAGAUCUUGAAAGACACUGGCAUUGCUAAAGAGGAGUGGCAGAUGGGUGUGACGAAGGCUUUUAUCAAGAAUCCAGAAACUCUGUUUGCCCUUGAGACAAUGCGCGACAGGUACUGGCACAACAUGGCGGGUCGUAUUCAGCGUGCUUGGCGUAAUUACUGGCGAUACAAAAAUGAUUGCGCUCGGAGGAUACAACGCUUCUGGAAGAACAAUAAAGAGGCGCUCGAGUACGCAAAGGUCCGAGACUAUGGUCAUCAACUACUUGCACAACGCAAGGAGCGACGCAGAUUCAGUCUUCUCAGCUAUCGUCGCUUCAUGGGUGACUACCUCGACGUCAAUGGACAAGCUGAGCUCGGCGCCGAACUGCGAAGUGCCUGUGGUCUUGGAUCGGAUCAGGCGACUUUCAGUGCAAGAGCACAAACCCUGGUAUCGAAGUUCGGACGUUCCAGUAAACCUUCUCCCCGCUUCCUUGUUGUAACUGAGAAAGCCCUGCACAUUGUCUCUGUAUCGGCCUCUAAGGACGGAGCAGCCCAGUAUGUGCUUGAUCGGAAGAUACCGCUAGUCACAAUCAAGACUAUCUCAAUGUCCAACAUGAGAGAUGACUGGUUUGUUGUGGGCUGCGGCAUCUCCGAAGAAGGAGAUCCCAUCCUCCACUGUUACUUCAAGACUGAGUUGGUCACCAAUUUGAUGCAGCUCACUCAAGCCAGCAUUACGUUGACGAUUACGGCUACGAUUUCUUAUGCCAAGAAGAAAGACAAGAGGGCUGAGAUCAAGUUCAUCAAGGAUGAGACGGUCACUAAGGAUGACCUGUAUAAGAGUCAUAGCGUACAUGUACCUUCAGGCGAGCCACCCAGUAGCCUGUCAAGACCUCCGGCGAAGCGAAAGGCAGGUGUUGUCCGACCCAUCACUCAGGGCAAGCUUUUGAGAGCCGGUGGUCCCUCUGACAAACCCAAGUCGACCGCCCGACCGAAGCCAGCGGCCCAGCCUCUGCCAGGGAAGCCUGCUCCUGCAGCAGCAGCAGGUUCUACUCCAGCCGCACCUACUCCCAAAUCAGCCCCUGCUUCGAAGCCCCCACCGGGAAAACCUGCCCCCGCUCGAGGUCCCGCUCCCCCUCCACCACCGCCACCUCCUCCACCCCCUGCUGCAGCUACUGAGUCGGAAGCGGAACUCUACAAGGCAAAAUUUGCAUUUGAGGAUGCCCAAGAGGGAGAAAUGAAUUUGAAGAAGGACGACAUAGUAGAGUUAGUAGAGAAGGAUAACAACGGCUGGUGGCUUGUUAAAAAGGACGGACAAGAAGGCUGGGCACCAAACAACUACCUUGAACUUGUCCCGCCCAAGCCCAAAGCGGCGCCUGCCGCACCUCCACCACCAGCUCGCCGUACGCCCCCGGCCGCUCCCAAACCAAGUAAUGGUUCGUCCAUAUCCGCCAAGUCAGUCGCGGCAGACGUAAGUGCCAAACCUGUGGCGGUCUUCCCAGGUAUGGCAGCUGGAAAUGGAUCUGCGGCGCCAUGGAAGAAGGCCACAGCGAGUGCUGGGUCAUCCGAUAUUACUCCUACUAGCUCAAGACCAUCAAGUUCACUAGCUGGCAAGCCAGCUCCGCCUCCUGUUGGUUCGAAGCCGAAGGCAACACCACCACCUGUUGCCGCAAAACCAGGCGCACCAAAACCCCCUGCGAAACCGCCAGUACCAACCGCAGCCCGUCCCACUUCGGGUGCUCCAGCUAACAAACCAACCGCAGGUAGACCGGGUGCUCCUGUUGGCCAGAUGGAUCUUGCUGCAGCUCUCGCAAAGAGGGCACAGAGAGCCGCAGAUGGCGAGUAGUUGGCAGACGGCAUUGCUAUUCAUGUUUUGUAUUAUAUCCUCGGGCAACAGGACAAUAGAGUUCAUUUCCUUAAGAAUUAAGAUGUUACCGAUAAUAGUGGUAUAUAACAACGGUUCCAAAUGUCUACAAAGCAGUGAAAGGAGUGCAUGGAUCAUUGAGAUCGAAGGAAUGUAACGUCAUGAGGGUGAAGUGACAGUUAUUGGGGGUGGCUGAGCGUAUUGAUGGGGUGGAAUAGAUUCAUCCUCAGACGUGAAGUCGUGAUCAGUGUCCGGCACAUUGAGAUAAGACGAGGACAUUCGAGUGGUUGCAUCGUCAUCGAGGUCGUCAGUUCCCCCUUGACUGAUGAUGUCCGAGGCAGCACUUCUACCACUGGAGCCUCUCCAGUGACGCACUUCGUCCGCAUGGAGCACUCUCGUCGUUCCUCGUUCGCCAAAGUCGGUAGGCCGUGUCUCUAGUGCCGCCUUGCCAGACGCAACGAGACCCUCAACCAUAGACUUUACGCGAAGGAACAUCUCGUCCUGAUCACCUGCGUAGUCUUCUUCUUCGCUAUUUGACUCAUCCUCCUCUUCUUCUACUUCAUGUGCCUCUUCUUCGUGAUCCUCGGCCUUCGUGGCCUUAAAUUGCUUUGGCGACAACGCGAGUCGUGCUUCUCGGAGUUUACGGCGCAGAUCACGGAUUUCCUUGGCCUGUCUGUGCUUAGUAGACUCAAGCGUCGCAUUGAUGGCAAGCAAGGAACGGUUGGUGAUCUCUAGGUCCGCGAUCUUGCGAUUGGUCUUAGCCUCGGCCCGAGCUUUAUGUUCAGAGCCUUCCGAGUCAACGUCGCUGCUGUCUCUGCGGUCGUUUACCAGGGUCAUAUCUUGCUCGGGUGACGAAUCAGGUGGAGGUGAGAUAAGUCUGCUAGCGUGACCAUCGUUCGGAUGUGACCCAACGGUGGAAGCACUCGCUUUACUUCCCUCAGAGUCAUCUGUUUUGUAUGAUAUCGACGAAUGGGAGAGCGAAGACCUGGAAGAUAACGACAGUGCGGAAGUUGGAGGAGAAAGCGGAGGCAGGGGUAUACUGCUUUGUUCUUGCUUCACAGGGGCAGAACGGGUAUCUGAGACUGAGUCACUGUCCCUGGCCAUAAACGGCUGGUAAAGGCGAGGACUAUGCGGAAUUGGGCGGGGCGAAACGAAACGAUGAGGAUUGGCCGCUGGCGCACCCAUAGUGAUGGGGUAAUAGGGGCCAUCUGGCGUACGACUUCGUGCAGGAUGGCUCUGUGAAAAGGCGGACGUCACGGAGGGCGUUCGCGCGCGGUGGUGGGCUAUCGGACGUGUCGUUGCCCAAGGUGGCUGAGGCGACGUGUUUUCCACCGCGCUCGGCAUGGAUUUAACCACUCCGGAUACUUUGGCCUUGAUCUUGAGGGGUCUAUUCACGCCUGCUUCGCUCUCCGACGUGAAGGAAUGUUCGGAGAGCGGGGAAGGCUGUGGUGACGAUGGAACAUGAAGGGAAGCUGUUGUGAGAGUAUUCUGGAGUGUCGAGCUGCCUGUACUCCCGCGUGGUCGAGUCGGUCUGGCUGUUGGAGACAGCUCCUUUGCGCCUCCUGAGGAGCGGGCUGAUAUGGUGGAUUGAGAAGCGAUCGAUUUAGAGGUAGGACGAGCAGUGACUCGCGCCUUGAUGGCCAGCGACUGAGCUGUGGGGCUUGGAGGAGGCCUUGAGGGUGAAACUGGUCUCGAAGGAGCAGGCGAAGCGGUACGGACAGGCCUGUUGCCAUUGGUUUGGGAGGAUGUGCUGGAAAGCUUGCGGACUGUGGCCGAAUUGCUGAGUCUGGCCUUGGGUUUGAAGAUAGGUGGGGGGGAGAGCGACGCCUGGGUGCUCUCGAGAGGAGAUGGGGGUCUGGAACGGGACGUGUUGGGUCGAGAGACUGGAUGUACAUUGCUAUGGUCAAUCCUCGCUGUUACCU
Messenger RNA from Coniophora puteana RWD-64-598 SS2, 5859 nucleotides. RefSeq names its product myosin class I heavy chain. Gene Ontology annotation, cellular component: myosin complex; actin cytoskeleton; plasma membrane. The transcript has 18 exons. Gene Ontology annotation, molecular function: actin filament binding; ATP binding; microfilament motor activity. Gene Ontology annotation, biological process: endocytosis; vesicle transport along actin filament; actin filament organization. The record is from RefSeq and is a predicted model, not a curated record. Lineage: Eukaryota; Fungi; Basidiomycota; Agaricomycetes; Boletales; Coniophoraceae. The coding region runs from base 59 to 3919 and encodes 1286 amino acids.